AUGAUCCGACGGGAGAGCAAGCGGAGAUCCCGGACCGAGGCCGCUGGUAGGAUGGAUUCCAGCACCCUCCCGGGAGCCAGCAGGAUCAUCCGGCGGAAGAGCCGACGCCACAUGACCUGCCCCAACCCUCGGGAGAUCAACCAGGCCUUGGCCUGCAUCAGCCUGGGAGAACUGAAUCGAUCCUGCACCCUGGAGGAGCUGAUCGAGAAAUGCCUCCGCUCCUUCGAUGUGGAUGGGAAUCUGUGCACCAGCGACUUCAUGGUGAACAUGACACUAACCAUUCACAGUUGGGUGGUCCCGUCUGCAGAGCUCGCCCGCCGUCUUCUGACUUUAUAUCAGGAAUCAGCUCAGGACAAGAAUCCUUCAUGCCAGCUGAGGAUCUGCCACUUUGUCCGCUACUGGCUUGUGAACUAUCCGGAGGCUUUUCACCUGGACCCCCACCUGGAGGAGGUGAUCACGGAAAUCUUGGAGGUGGUGAGGAACCAAGGCCCAACAGAACACCGCAACGUGCUUGAUGCAUCCUGCAUGGUGAGCCACAUCUGGAACCGUUCUCUCAGUUGCCAGAGCAGCCGUGCCAGUGGCAAGAAACGGAAGGUCUCUCUGCUCUUUGAUCACCUGGAUCCAGGUGAACUAGCCGACCACCUCAGUUACCUGGAAUUCAAGGCCUUCUGCCGUCUCUCGUACUUGGAUUUCCAGAAUUACGUGCUGCGUGGAUCCGUUCAUGGAAUCUCAGCCCUGGAACGUGCAAUUACCCUGUUUAACAGCAUCUCCCAGUGGGUGCAAGUGAUGAUCCUCAAGCGUCCCACGCCCCAACAGCGAGCAGAAGUCUUCACCAAGUUCAUCCACGUGACACAGAAAUUAAGGCAGCUGCAGAACUUCAACACGCUCAUGGCAGUGGUGGGAGGCCUUUGCCACAGCACCAUCGCUCGCCUCAAGGAGACCCAUGCGCUUCUCCCUUCCGAGGUGACCAAGGUGCUUGCUGAAAUGACCGAACUGCUCUCGUCCAGCGGAAACUAUGGGACGUAUCGUCGGGCCUAUGCCGAUUGCAAGGACUUCAAAAUCCCCAUUGUGGGAGUCCACCUCAAGGACUUGGUGACCUUGCACGAAGCCCUCCCAGACCGCGUAGAAGGUGGACGUCUCAACCUGAGCAAGCUGCAGAGCCUCUAUGAGCCGGUGUGGGAAUUCCGGUUGCGGCAACGAACGCAGCCGCCCUUCGAAGCCAACAAGGACCUGGUGCAUCUGCUGACCCUCUCCUUAGAUCUCUACUACUCAGAGGAGGAAAUCUACACCCUCUCGUACUCUCGUGAACCUCGCUGCCCCAAACUGCUGCCGUCCACCCAAUUCAAGCCCCCGGUGGUCGUGGAGUGGGCGCCCAGAGUCGCCACCAAGCCAGACCGUCUUGGCAUCAAGAAGCACGUCCAGCAGAUGGUGGAGUCCGUGUUCAAGAAUUACGAUCCUGACCAACGGGACAGCAUCUCUCAGGAAGACUUUGAGAACAUUUCUAUGAGUUUCCCUUUCUCCUUCUACGGCUUGGAAAGAGAACGGGAAGGAACCUGGAGUCGAGAAGAUCUUUCGGAGUAUUUCAUGAGGGCCUGCGCUAUCUUCUCUAGGCUGGGCCUUGGGUUCCUGCACGAUUUCCAAGAGGUCAGCUUUAAGAAACCCACCUUCUGCGACCACUGUGGUGGCUUUCUAUGGGGAGUCUCCAAGCAGGGAUACAGAUGUAGAGAUUGUUCCAUGAUCUGUCACAAACACUGCAAGAACCAGGUGGAGUUGGAGUGUCAAAGUCGCCACUUCCUUUCUUCCUCCUCCUCCUCCUCCUCCGACAGCACACCGCGCACAGCCACGUUGGCCACCAGUCACCAUCCCAGCUCUGGCUCAGAGGAAGAAAUGUUUCUCUUCCCACCAGGAUGGGAACAGGGCAAGAGUCCCAUGGUCUCGUUGUCCACCAGCCCGGGCAGCCGGCUGGUCAAACAUGCCUCCACCCAGACCGAGCAGACUGGCCAAGCAGCUGAAGAGCGGGAAGAACGGCCGCCGGGUAGUUGCAACAAAACUCAGAAGCAGCUCCUGGAACUGGUGAAAGAGCUGGAAAAGGAACGGGACAGGCUGGUCACCGCCAACCAGUGUCUUCAGAACCGCUACACACAGCUGGAGGCCGAGAACAGGCAGCUCCUGAAAGCCGGCAGUCCGGGGUCCCUGUAUGAAAUCGCCCCCCGGUUUAUCUGAAAUCAGCUCUUCCGCUGCUGUUCUCUGCCGCAAACUCUAGUAACUGGAGACCCUUCCCGGCGGGCAAGCCUUGAGCCUCGAAGUGCCGGAGAUCAGGAGAAGAGACUGGCGGAGGACGCUGAAAAAUUAAAACGGCAAGAAAAAGGAAAAAUUGGGAGCCGAGAACAGAUGCUGUCCUAGGGGUUUUUGUUGAGUUUCCAGUUGAGGAAAUUAACAACCUUUGCAGUCCUAGAAGGAACAGCGUGAAUCUGACCCCUUUCCGUACAGCUUCAGAUUUGUA
Molecule: messenger RNA, 2503 nt
Organism: Protobothrops mucrosquamatus (brown spotted pit viper)
Lineage: Eukaryota; Metazoa; Chordata; Lepidosauria; Squamata; Viperidae
Gene: RASGRP4
Product: RAS guanyl releasing protein 4
Exons: 17
Coding region: 1-2223 (740 amino acids)
Biological process (GO): positive regulation of GTPase activity; Ras protein signal transduction
Cellular component (GO): plasma membrane
Molecular function (GO): guanyl-nucleotide exchange factor activity
Source: RefSeq, a predicted model, not a curated record